Chrysochloris asiatica (Cape golden mole) is the source of this 249-nucleotide messenger RNA. Its product is annotated as cytochrome b-c1 complex subunit 8-like. The transcript is spliced from 2 exons. The record is from RefSeq and is a predicted model, not a curated record. Gene Ontology annotation, biological process: mitochondrial electron transport, ubiquinol to cytochrome c. NCBI's taxonomy places the organism in Eukaryota, Metazoa, Chordata, Mammalia, Afrosoricida, Chrysochloridae. Bases 1 to 249 code for a protein of 82 amino acids.
AUGGGCCGCGAGUUUGGGAACCUAACGCGGAUGCGGCAUGUGAUCACCUACGGCUUGUCGCCCUUCGAACAGCGCGCCUUCCCGAACUACUUCAGCAAGGGCAUCCCCAACGUGCUGCGCCGCAUCCAGGCGUCCGUCCUGCGCGUGGUGCCCCCAUUUGUAGUGUUUUACCUUGUCUACACUUGGGGGAACGAGGAGUUUGAGAAGUCCAAGAGGAAGAAUCCAGCCACCUAUGAAAAUGACAAGUGA